AUGCGGCGCGUGAUCGCCCUGCUGGGAAUACGCCAUCAUGCCGACCCUUCCUGGAUCGGGUUCUUGAUCUACGGCCCCUGGGGUAUCAGGCACGUGGUGGUUACCUCCACUGGAAUCGCCCACUUUGGGAAGAAGACUCCGAUACAAAACCGCCAGCUGAUGCUAUUGCCAGCCGCGGUGAUAGGGUUUCACGACAUGGCCUUCACGGCGCGAGUAACCCGCUCCGCCAUGCUGGAGGUAAUGCGCGAGGACUACAUGCGCACCGCCCGCUCCAAGGGUUUGCGCGAAUGGGUGGUGGUUGGCCGACAACGCCAAUGA
Geodia barretti is the source of this 318-nucleotide messenger RNA. The record is from the annotation of a GenBank genome assembly. NCBI's taxonomy places the organism in Eukaryota, Metazoa, Porifera, Demospongiae, Tetractinellida, Geodiidae.